Messenger RNA from Drosophila serrata, 1264 nucleotides. RefSeq lists its product as uncharacterized. The record is from RefSeq and is a predicted model, not a curated record. Lineage: Eukaryota; Metazoa; Arthropoda; Insecta; Diptera; Drosophilidae.
CAUAAACACAGCAAGAUGCAGCAGCAGCAGCAGCGGCAGCAGCGCCAGCAGAUGCUCCUCCUCAUCUGUGCCUGUAGUGCAGCACUGGUUCUUGGGGAGGUUCUGCCCCUUGAGCCCGAUUUCGACAACUUACAAGGAAUCCUACCGCGUGCUACCAGUCGCAGCGAUAAGCUGCAGGUGUUCCAAAGCAUCUGGGGCGUCUUGCGAUCUGAUUUUGUCGAUGACACCGACAAGGCCAAAGGGCUGUACACCCAAUUGGGUAACUUUAUACGCGACGAAAUGCCAUGCAUUAGCGGACCCACCGGUCGCUCUGCCUGCGAGCUGCAGCAGGAGGUGAGGCGGCACCUGAAGAUGCUUAUGUCCCAGCGGCUGGCGAAUCUCUUGAAUGCCGAGGAGAAUAUUCAGUCGUAUGGCAUGUAUAUAGCAGCCAGCAUAGAGCCGGCCCUGGUGAGGGAUAUCCUAGUGAAUGCCAUCGAGGAUGUGUAUUUCCACAGACCGCUGGAUAAGUUAGUGCGGCAGCUGGAGCAGCUCUACGCGGAUCGCGACGAGGUGAGCUUCAAGAUGAUGAUUGAGGCAGAGUUGGCCCUGUAUUGGCGGUACCAAACCAUGCACGAUAGCAAUGAGCUGUUCUUGUUCAACAUGGCCCGAGUGUCCAACAGGAUAGUCACACAUCACAUGUACGCCAGCGUGGAUGCGGGUCUGCACAGACGCGUCUCUGCCAUGCACGAAAGUUCCCCUGUGCUGCGUCUGCUCUUUGAUCCGCAGGGUUUCUGUCUGCUGAGUGGCUCCGAUCGAGAGUAUUUAUAUACAACCAUAACGGAUGACUGGAACUAUGGGUUAAAUGGCAGGCAGAUGUUCACCUGGCGUCAGCAGAACUACACGGAUUCCGCGGGUCAGAUACGUGCCUUUGUCCAGGAGCAUAAUGAUGAUGCUGCCAGUGCCACUCCAGUCUUUACACUUCGUGGAGAGCUCUUCAAGUGGUACUUGUACGUGGAUCCCGCCGAGGGUAAUCGUGUGGGUGCCCUACGCUCUGGCAGUCCCAGUUCAUCGACCAGUUUCUGGACUAUUGGCUAUGUGGAUAACGUGCUAAUAUUUCGCCAACGGGAUCUGACCAUGUGUGCUGCCGAACAGCACGAUGAGGAGCGGCGGCGGGUGAAGAUGCUGCCGGGUCAAUUGCAUACGCCACCAUCUCCUGCCUGUCAAUGGGAGCCUGUACAUUGUGCGAAAUGAAUAAUAAUAAUUUCGUUAUAUUUCUAUACAUAUA